AUGGAGGCUGGGUCCGCAAGUGCUGGUCUGCUCGGAACACCCGUUCUUGUGAGACCUUCACUCAAUACGGGGGGUGUUUUACACGCGCCGCUCACCGCACGAUGCACAGGUCACCCCCGGAUUCGACCGGUGGAAGUGGCGAGGCAAGUGCCCGUGCAGCGGGCCUGCUCACAGCCGCCGCCUUUCAGGUACAUCCAAGCGAUGCCUGCACAGCCUCCCCAGCGCUUCAUCACUUUGGACCUGCCACAAGCAGGUGCUGUGGGCCAAGCGCGCAGCCAGUCUCCUCAACGGCUGGUGCGCUGUGGACCCACGAGUGAAGAUCGAAGGAGGUGCAUGCGGCAGCUGAACAUCAUCAGAGAAGCUCUCAAGAACUGGCCUUCCGAAUCUACCGAGUUGGCGCUGCAAGAGGCGGUGGAUUUUGUGCGGCGCUCCUCGCUCGAGGGAGGCGAGCACUGGACGGCCAAGGAGCUGCGGUGUUUUGGCUUGCGGAUGCUGGCGACGCAUGGUUUGGAAGCCGUCAGCUGGCCAGCAGGCGACUGGCUGGCCAUGUUGCAAAAGGCUUGCGGCAGUGAGCUGGCGGUGGACGAAGUUUCAGCUUCAACCAUGAAGCCACUGUCCAGUGGCGCAGCUGUUCGAUUGGGUCAAGCUGCAUUCCAGCGCUUGGCAGCGCAGUUGGAAGCAGAGUUGGCAGAACCGAGACUUUUGAAGGCAGAGAGAGUCUGGCCAGUGCGACCAGCAGUGUCGGCUCGCCGGAGCGUAGGCUCCGAGAGCACCAUUGCAUCAAGUGUGUCUCCGAGCAGCAUCUCGGCAAGCAGCCAGGGGACGUGGGAGCGGCACGUCGCUGCUGGUCCCGUCGUUCAGGAAGCCAGGCUGGCGCCGCUGGCGUCGGUACCUGUACAACCUGUACACCUGGCGGCCUUGGCGCCGGCGGCAGUGGCGCGCCGCUUGAAAGCCAGCCCAGGCAAGCACUCACGGCCCUGCGAUGGACUCGAGAACAUGCCAAGUUUCAGAGUGACGAAUGCCAGUGGGAACAGGAAGAGUGCCGGGGAGAUGCGGGCCUUCGGUGCCUUUGCAGAUUCUGCAGUCCUGUCGACCCCAGCAGCGUCGACCCCAGCAGCUCCAGGCUUGAGCCUGGAGGAGGAGUUCGCGAGGCUGCGGCAGGACAUCGCCGAGGAGCGGGCGGAGCGCCAGGCCCUGGCCGGCCUCGUGGAGACCUUGCUCCAGGAAAGACAUCCGCCUCGCCGGCGUUGCUGCGGCGUCAGUCAUGGCAUUGUGCAGCAAGAAGGCUACGAGCCGGAAGCCACCCAAGACUGGAUGCCAAACUUCGGAUCCCUGAUGGGUGAGGAGUGGGGGCGCUACAGGCAAUGUGUCAUCAAGGAAGAGGAGUCCCACGCACUGGAUGUGGACACGCAGAUGGGGCAGCCAUCUCCGUCAGCUGCUUCCUGCACGUCGCCUGAGGGAACAUUGGACCUGCCUCCCCCACCCAUCACCACCUACAGGACGGAUCUACAGGCACCCUUCACACCCUUCACACAGUCUCAGGCAACACAAGUUCACGAUAAAGUUUUAGCAGACACACGCGCUGCGCUCGACCACCUGGAGAAGCAGCUGUGUUUGGCCGUCUCCCCGCAGACUCAGACCACCACGCCACCCGUCACGACAUCUGGAUCACCCGGCUUCAACCUGGAGGAUGGUGACCGACGCGAGUUGGACAUGCAGACCUCGGAUGCGGACUUUUAUCGCCACAAGUGCUUGGAGUUGGCUGCUGAGGUACAGAGGCGCGAGGAGGAGCUUGUCCACUUGCGCCAAGCCCUCCAAGAGGCGACCGCAUCCAUGGCAUGA
Messenger RNA from Symbiodinium natans, 1842 nucleotides. Lineage: Eukaryota; Dinophyceae; Suessiales; Symbiodiniaceae. The record is from the annotation of a GenBank genome assembly.